Scatophagus argus is the source of this 1593-nucleotide messenger RNA. RefSeq names its product DNA replication and sister chromatid cohesion 1 (gene dscc1). Gene Ontology annotation, biological process: mitotic sister chromatid cohesion; maintenance of mitotic sister chromatid cohesion. The transcript has 9 exons. The record is from RefSeq and is a predicted model, not a curated record. Lineage: Eukaryota; Metazoa; Chordata; Actinopteri; Scatophagidae. Gene Ontology annotation, cellular component: nucleus; chromosome, centromeric region; Ctf18 RFC-like complex. Bases 195 to 1367 code for a protein of 390 amino acids.
CGUAGUUCCCCUCGUUCCCGCACUUCCUUCCCAAGACUGAAAGAGAGCGCGGAAAUUUGACAGUCACCGAGUGACAAUAGUUUUGAUUUGUUUUUAUACAGUAGAAAAGGGAGUAGUUUGUGACUGUUGGUUUCGGAGUCUGAAACGGUUUAUUUAUCCAAACAUUAUUCAUCUAGCCAGCUGUCAGACCAAAAAUGAGAACUUUAGAGGAAGUUCAGGCCACUCUGCAGAUCGCCAAGCUGAAAGAGGGGGACCUGCAGAAAACAAUUCACUGUCUGUCAUUUGGGGAAAACGUCUCUUCUGCAGACUACUGCUUGAUGGAGCUGGACGACACGCUGUGCAAACACAUAGAAGCUGGACAAAGUCUAGUGAUUCGAGGGGAUAAGGAUGAGCGAGCAGUCCUCUGUAGUGGUGACAAGACGUAUGAUCUAAAAAUAGCCGACACAUCCAACCUGCUGCUGUUUGUGCCAGAAUGCCGAACACCAGACCAGCUAACUAACAGCCAGGACUGCGCUCAUGUGGUGCAUGCUCAGAUCUGGGGAUUUUGCAACAGCUACUGGGAACUGAGGAAGCAACGCCCUAAACUGAAGAAGCUGAAGAAGCUUUUAAUGGAGAAUCCUUAUGAAGGACCCGCUUUAGGAGGGCAGGAGGAGAAUAUGGAGAACAGGUACACAAUGCAGGAUCUGUUGGAGAGGAUCCAGGCUAGUGAAGAAGAGACAAAGACCCACUUGGAGACAGUCCAUGCCUGUCUGAUAGAUGGCUACUGGCGCAUGCUGGACUUUGACUAUGAGAUGAAGCUGCUCGGCCACGUGACUCAGCUUGUGGACUCUGAGUCGUGGUCCUUCAACAAGGUUCCCCUUCAGACUUGUCUGGAAGAGUUAGCUCCACUGGAACCCAAAGAGAUGAUCGAGCACUGUUUGAACUGCUAUGGGAAACGCUAUACUGAAAACGACCAAGUUUUUUAUGCACUAAAUGAGGACAAAGUGUGUCGGGGAACGGCACUGCUGCUCCUGCAGAACGCUGUCAAGUUCAAUCUAAAAGAGUUUCAGGAAGUGUGGCAGCAGAGCAUCCCAGAGGGCAUGAGCACAAGACUGGACCAGCUAAGGAGCGUCGCCCUGGUGGACCGCACCUCCCAUCCAGAGACCAUUUGCCUUUUGCGGGUGGAGGAUCUCCCAGAGGACACGCUGGAGCGAUUCAACCACCUCUUCACGCUCAGAGAGAAAUGGACAGAAGAUGACAUCACGCCUUACAUACAGGACCUGUGUGGAGAGAAACAGACCACUGGAGCCCUCCUGACUAAAUAUGCUCGAUCUUCAAUGCAAAAUGGCAUUAAGGUCUUCAACUCCAGAAGGCCUGUGGCUACAUGAACACAUUCAUUGUUACUUAUGGAAUUUAAUCUGGUUAUGUGUAUUUCCAGAGUGACUUUUGCAAUUGUCAAAAUUAUUUCACUCAUUACUAAAAAUGCCUUCUUAGAAUUAAAGUUCAAAACUUAAAGUUUUUGUCACUUAAACAAAAUGCGAUCAUUGUUCUCAGCUUUUAUUUUGUCUUUGAAAAGUGCUUCAUGUUGACAAUAAAACAGAUUUCAUAUUAUCA